AGUCCCCGAAAUAGUGCAAGUCUGUCUUGUACGUGUCUCUCGCUCUUAACGUUAAUCAAAGUCAGUUAUACUGAAGAGGGACGUUAAUCGCAACCAACUGAAGUUCUCUAUUUAGCGGGUACUAUGACCCGGCCUAUGCAGCCCUUCAUUGGCUUGAUAAUAUGGAUUCUGACCUUUGCUACAUCCCCCAUCUUCGUCAAUGCCGAUUACUGCAACAAAACGAUCGAGAUAAGAACUAACAAAACUGCACCAUGUACAAUGAACACAGUGCUACCGCUGUUACAAACCGGCUACACCAUUGACUUUAAUUUAACAGCGACGACCCAUCAGACCACAGUGGAUGCAAUUUCUGGCCUCAUCGCCAAGAAUGAUCCGACAAAUAUUUGUUAUUUUUACAAGCUUGAUCACGCUAAUCGUCAAGAAUGUUGUGCCGGAUAUAUCGGCGACAAAUGUGACGAACCAACGUGUUCUCCGGCUUGUUCAAAUGGAGGUAAUUGCUCCGCAGCAAAUACUUGCUCGUGUCUUGCUGGUUUCAAGGGCAGUUUCUGUGAAGAAGAGGUCUCAGCGGUAACUUCCUCUCGUCAGUACUGUUAUACAUCAGAAUUGGGUUGUAAAGGGGUGAAAGUUGGAGGUAACAACGAACCAGUAGCAUUCGAAGAUUGCUGCAAAGCGGGCUCCUCUGGUAACUUUUGGGGAAACAGCUGGGAACCUGCUGUCUGUAAACCCUGCCUCACAGGCAAUGUGAAGAUUGUAAACCAAACAGCUGGAUUGAAAUUCAAGAGUUGUUUAGCCUCUGGUGACUCCCUCUAUAGAACAUUUGACGGUGUUUAUUUCAACUACAAGUCAACAUGUGAAGUCACCUUGGCGAAAACCAACGACUUUACUGUGACGGCAUCUACAGACUGCAAUGCUGAAUCAAUCUGCCAGAAGAAAAUCAAAAUCACCGAUGUUGUAAAUAGUGCUACAUUCUCUUACGUGGAUGGUCAAGUGUAUAUUAAUUCCGUCAAAUGUCCCGUAACACAAGAAGAACCUUAUUCCGACUCACUUGUCAAUGUUGUUCGAUCUGGUGACUCGAUUUACAUCAAACAUUCAUCCGGUUCUACUGGACUUACCGUUCGAGUUGACAAAGACGGCGCUGCCUACGUCACACUGAGCAGAACAGGUCUUAUUGGAAGUGGUGGUGUAACUGGUAUGUGUGGAGACUUCGAUGGUGAUACAUCAGACGAGGCUGAUCUCUCCGCUGAUGGAUUCAAAGCUAAAGCUAUGGGAGAUUCGCAAUUAGUAGCCGGUGGUACAUGUGGUCAAGCUUUACCCGAAUGUUCCGAAACUCAACUAUCAGUAGCCGCACAAGAAUGUUCAUACCUGAAGUCUAGCAUGUUCGCUUCGUGCCACGGAGUUGUCGAUGUCAAUUCCUAUUUUGAAAUGUGCAAAGAAGCUUACUGUGCAGCUGCUGUAGCCAGUGAGGCGUCAGCCAAAGAAGCUCGUUGUAACAGAUUUAAGAUGUAUGCAACCGAAUGUGCUAAUAAUGAAAUCGUCAUCAGUUGGAGAUCACCGCUCUUGUGUCCGAUUGUGUGCCCAGCCGGUAUGGACUACAGUCAAUGUGGAAGUUCAUGUCCUCGCGGAUGUGGAAAUUACUUUGCUUCUUUGAACAAAGAUGAAUGUGGUCGAUGUGUACCUGGUUGCCAAUGUAAGCCUGGUCUGGUCUUACACAAUGGCGCAUGCGUAACAGCAGAUAAAUGCUCUUGUAAAUACCAGAAACAAGACUACAACUAUAAUCAAACCGUAGUCUCCGAAAACAACUGUCAAACAUGCACUUGUGGUCUCUAUGGAUAUUGGAAUUGCGUAAGCAGACCAUGCAGCGCUACCUGUGAAAUUGUUGGAGUUGGUUCUAUGAAGACUUUUGAUGGAGCAUCUAUUCAUAUUGGAGCUACUACGUCUACUUGUAAAUUCACCCUUGUACAGGGAGCCGACCUUGAAAUAUCGUUAGAUACAACUAAAUGCGUCAGUGGAAUAAAUGCUGUCUGUAUUAAGGGCGUGAAAGUUGUUUAUAAAGGUCAAGCUGUAGAAUUGAAAAAUAUAGAUUCCUCAACACGACUCAUCACCAGCUCAAGUGACAACACACCAAUGCCUUUCUCUGUUGGUAACUUCUACAUUAAGAAGGUCACCAACUUGUACUACGUUAUUGAAGGUCCAAAUGUUCGAGUCCUUUUUAGUGAUGCUGGUCGAUUAACAAUACGAUUACAACCGGCGUAUGUAAAUCAAACUGCUGGUGCAUGUGGGAAAUUUAAUUACCAAUUCAAUGACGAAUUUGAGCUACCCUCAGGCGGUGCUGGUACAUCCAGUGAAUUUCUCCAAGCCUAUUCUGAUGGCAACUGCGGCGCUCAUUUUGAUAUAAGCACUGCCACCAAGACAUCAUCUGCUAUGUGUAACGAGUUAGAUACAAUGUUUACUGUGAGCACAUGUAGUAACACCCAACCGACAGACCGCGUUUCCGGUUUAAAGGAACUCUGUGAAAUAUCAGCAGAUCCAUUAAACGUCUGUCCAAUCGCUUUUGCCCUGAUGGGAGACUGUGGUGUUACCAAGGAACAAUUUGAAGCACAAACAAAUCUGUACGCCAAGUGUAGUCAAUACUUUACUUGCGAAAGUGGAUAUAUCUUUGAAAAUUGUCAAUCGGUCUGUAAAAGUGCAUGCCGUGAUUAUGCCUUGUCCACAACAUGCAUGGAACAAUGUGUACCUGGUUGUUCAUGCCCAAGUGGUGAUCGGCAAACUGACAGCUUAUCUGGAAUGAACAGCUGCGCAACACAAGCUAGUUGUACUUGCUAUGACAUUGCCAGCAAUGAGGUCACGGCUGCCGGUACAUCUACACAAAGAGGCUGCCAGGAAUGUACCUGUUCCAACGCAACUUUAUCAUGCGUCGACUCUCAAUGUACAGAUGUAAUAUGUUCUUCUGGUUUGGAAAAAGUAGAUGCUACCCCAACUGAAUGCAGACCACGAUGUCCAAACAAAUUUGAAGCUAAUUCUACAUGUGCCGAGCAGACAUCUCUAACAUCAAGACGAUGCUUUUGUCCCGUUGGACAAUGGGAAAAUUUGGAAGGAAAAUGUAUAGCCCCUGAAACAUGUCCCUGUUAUCAUAUGGGUAACUGGUAUGAACAUAACAGAGCUAUUGAUUAUAACUGCAAGACACUACAAUGUAACAACGGUGUUUGGAGUCAGACGGCUGUACAAGAAUGUUCAUCAACUUGUUGGGCAUCUGGAGAUCCCCAUUACUCCACUUUUGAUGGCAAAACAUUCAAAUACCAAGGAGAUUGUACUUACAACUUCGUUAAAACUACCACCGAAUCACCUGUUCCUGUUCAAUUUGAUAUCAAAGUUGAAAAUGUUGUCUGUGGUUCCACUGGAGUGUCAUGUACUAAAGCUAUCACAAUUAACGUGAAUGACACAUUGAUUACAAUGACACGUGGUGAAGAUAUAAAGAUUGGAACAACACCAUACACACCAGCCAUGGGAUUCCAGCAAUUUUCUAUUAUUACUAUCUACAACGCUGGUCUCUUCACAUUUGUUGAUUUUGAAGGUGUCACUGCUAUGUGGGACGGAGGAACCAGAUUCGCCGUAACCUUGACCAGUGCAUGGAAGGGUAAAGUUAAGGGUCUUUGUGGUAACUUUGAUGGUAAUAUUGACAAUGAUUUUACCACUGAAACUGGAACGCUUGCAGCAAAUGAAGUUGAAUUUGGAAACUCAUGGAAGGCCGGAAGUUGUGGAGAUGUUACUGAAGCACCACAAUUACAAGAAGCCUGCAUGACUGUUGAUAACGUACCUAGUCCACGAACAACUUGGGCUAAGAACCAAUGUGAAGUUAUUCUUACCGGUCUGGUCUUUGAGAAUUGCCGAAAUGUCUUAAAUGAUGAAGUCAACAAAUAUUAUACCGAUUGUUUGUAUGAUGCCUGUGGAUGUGACCGAGGUGGUGAUUGUGAGUGUUUGUGUACAGCCAUAAGUAACUUUGCUGAAGCCUGUAACCGUGCUGGUCAACCAGCCAGAUGGAGACAUCAACGUCUAUGUCCAAUUCAGUGUGAGUACGGCAGUGUGUACAAACCAUGUGGCUCCGCAUGCCCAAAAACAUGUAUGGAUCCUUACGGUACCAAGUAUGGAUCGUUCUGUGUACAGACAACAUGUGUUGAAGGUUGUUUCUGUCCCACCGACUACGUCAUGCAAGCUGGAAGUGAAGUUAAAUGUAUUCCACAAACCGAAUGCCCAUGUACAUACCAGGGAGUAACAUAUAACAAUGGUGACGUAAUCACACAGGAUUGCAUGAAAUGUACCUGUGUUGGUAGUACGUUCAGUUGUGAUGGAGCAAACUGUACCCGUGAAUGUACAGGAGAUGAAUUCAAGUGUCAACAGGAUGGAUACUGUGUAUCCAAAACCCUUCUAUGUAAUGGUAUCCCAAAUUGUAAUGACAGAUCAGAUGAAGUUGAUUGUGUCAAAGAAUGCUCUACCGACGAAUUUGAGUGUUACGUCAAUGGCCAGUGUAUACCUCAAAAUAAUACUUGUAAUGGUAUCAGCAAUUGCGAGGACGGAAGUGACGAAUACAAUUGUGCUCAAACUCGCACCUGUUCCGGUUCCGAAUUUACCUGUACCAAUGGAAAAUGUAUUCCAAAGGCCUUUAAUUGUGACGCUGCUAAUGAUUGUGGCGAUUUUUCAGAUGAACAAAAUUGUCAACAAUGUAAUGAAGGUGAAGUUAUGUGCUCAGCCACACCUUUAAUGUGUAUUGCCAACAGACUUUUAUGUGAUGGACAUGACGACUGUGGGGAUGGUACAGACGAAAUCGGAUGCACAACACCAACGGGCAUGACAACAACCAAAGUAUGUGACAAGAUAAAUCUUGAUGCUUCCACACCUGAUUUAUUAUUGGUCGGACGAAUCAACAGUACCUCACAGCCCUCCGUCACCCAAGCUCUCAAACCCAGUGGUUCAAACACAUCCACCGUUUGGAAUCCAACCGUUGGUGUGACAGCUCAGUCAGUCAUAACCCUACAGAUUGAGCUCGCCGUUCCACCGGAAACCCUCUGGACUGUUUACGAAGUUAGAGUAUCCAUCCGAAAUGCUGCUAGUGUGACCAUCGAAUACACUAUCACCGCUGGCUCAUUUAUAAAACCACAAUCCCGUGAACCAAACCCUGGAAAAGAUUUCAUCACCACAUACAGCACACCUAGUGGUAUGGAUGUUUCCAGGAUUGUGAUCUACAUUACACCGGAAUCGAACGCAACCAGUAUCAGUGUUUGGGAUCUUUCAUUGGUCGCCUGUUAUGAAGGACUUACAACCCUGCCAACGCCAAGCACCACUCCAAUGGAAACAACAACUGGCGGUACAGAAACUACAACUGGUAUUACUUCCACCGUCGUUUCAACCGUUUCAACAACAGAACCCUGUUCAUCAACUCAGUAUUACUGUAACAGUGUUCAAAUCUGUAUUAUGAUGAAUCAAACAUGCGAUGGUGUAUGUGACUGUCAAAUUCCAUCUUCAACUGAAUGUGAAGAUGAAACAUUGCCAACCUGUGUCACUACCACAUCAACUAGUACCGAAGCCACAACAACUGAAGCUACAACCAAACCAUGUUCCGACACACAAUUCUACUGUAACAGUGACAUGACUUGCAUCGACAUUAGUGAAUUAUGUGAUGGAAAUGUGGAUUGCUCGGGAGGCGAAGACGAGAUGAGCUGUUCAACAACCCCGGUACCAUCAACACCUGCUGUUUGUGCUAAAGUUGAGGGUAUGAGCGACCCACUUCUUGUACCAGUUGGAAGUAUAGCCGCUGUCGGCGUAUCAAAUAUUGACGAUCUGAGACCAGAAGGUCCUGUAGCUACAUUCCCUGGAAAUAAACCCAUUGAAAUAACCGUGGAUCUGUCACCAAACAGUGAAGAUGUCAUUGAGGUUGGAUCAGUACGAUUAACAAAUGCAUCUAAUGUAGCCUCUUUCACUGUUCAGAUCAUUGAUGCCAACGACACAACAUCAGAACCAACACCAGUCGGCGAUUCAAUCAAUACUGGAAAAAGCCCGGUCGUUUACUUCGAAGCUGGUACUGUAGCCAAGGUACUUAUCAUAACAGUGUCACCAAAUAACAGUUCCCUUGAAGUAGAGUUUGAUGUGGAUAUUAGAGCCUGCUUUGAAGAAACGGCUGGACCUGCAGCUACGUCACCAACUGGACCAGGUACAUCACCAACUGGACCGGCUACAUCACCUGUAUGUACUGACAUAGAAGGCAUGGCAGAUCCUUUGUACGUACCAACUAGCAGUAUUACGGCUGAUGGAUUAAACAAUCUUGACGAUCUAAGACCUGGAGGAACUCUUGCUACUUUCCAAGGGAAUCAACCGAUAGUAAUUACUGUUGAUAUGUCGCCGAACAAUGAUGAAGCUAUUGAAGUUAAAUCUGUUGGAUUAAACAAUGCCUCUAAUGUUGGAAAUAUAGUUGUUAAGAUUGUAGAUGCUACUGGCGCUGAACAAACACCAACACCCCUUGGAGAUUCUGUUUUAACUGGUGAAAAUCCUGUUCUGAACUUCCCGGCCGGAACAGUAGCCAGGAUCGUCAACAUAACAGUGACACCAAGCGAUGAGAAUAAUACUGUCUCAUUUGACGUCGAUAUCAGAGCCUGUUUUGAAGAAACAGCAGGCCCGCCACGAAUAACGUCCGCAACUGUUCCACCUCAACGAGAAUCCCCAACUGCUCCAACUGGGCCAACUCAACCAGUACCACCCACAUCACCUACAGCUGUAUGUACUGAACUUGAGGGUAUGAAAAGUCCUCUAUAUGUACCAACUAGCAGUAUCAAAGCUGAUGGAUUAACCAAUCUUGACGAUCUAAGACCUGGAGGAACUCUUGCUACUUUCCAAGGGAAUCAACCGAUAGUAAUUACUGUUGAUAUGUCGCCGAACAAUGAUGAAGCUAUUGAAGUUAAAUCUGUUGGAUUAAACAAUGCCUCUAAUGUUGGAAAUAUAGUUGUUAAGAUUGUAGAUGCUGCUGGCGCUGAACAAACACCAACACCUCUUGGAGAUUCUGUUUUAACUGGUGAAAAUCCUGUUCUGAACUUCCCGGCUGGAACAGUAGCCAGUAUCGUCACCAUAACAGUGACCCCAGCCGAUGAGAAUAGUACUGUCUCAUUUGACGUCGAUAUCAGAGCCUGUUUUGAAGAAACAGCAGGACCGCCACGAAUAACAUCCCCAACUGGUCCAACUGGUCCAACUCAACCAGUACCACCCACAUCACCUACAGCUGUAUGUACUGAACUUGAGGGUAUGAAAAGUCCUCUAUAUGUACCAACUAGCAGUAUCAAAGCUGAUGGAUUAACCAAUCUUGACGAUCUAAGACCUGGAGGAACUCUUGCUACUUUCCAAGGGAAUCAACCGAUAGUAAUUACUGUUGAUAUGUCGCCGAACAAUGAUGAAGCUAUUGAAGUUAAAUCUGUUGGAUUAAACAAUGCCUCUAAUGUUGAAAAUAUAGUUGUUAAGAUUGUAGAUGCUACUGGCGCUGAACAAACACCAACACCACUUGGAGAUUCUCAGUUAGGUGGGUCGAACCCCGUUGUGAAUUUGCCACUUGGAACUGAAGCCCGAGUCGUCAUCAUAACAGUGACUCCAGUCAAUGAGAAUAAUAGUGUAACAUUUGACGUCGAUAUCAGAGCUUGUUUUGAAGAAACGGCUGGACCAGUUGGCACAUCACCAACGGCACCAAGCACAACACCUCGCUGUAUACUGACUGAGGGAAUGGACAAUCCCUCAAUCUUGCCAACAGAAUAUCUUGAACAACCGAUAGAAGUUCCAUCCUCAAAUAAUCCGGAAGAUCUGAGACCUGGCGGAAGUCCAUAUGUAUUGGGUGCUUCGACUACGCCAGUCCAAAUCACUAUAAAAUUAGCAGACACCCCAGUCGAUCUGGCUGAAGUAGUAUUACCUACAUACAAAAAUGUAAAAUCAUUCACAGUAACUGGAAACACGUCAACAGAAACAAAUGUGCCACUGGUACCUACGGAUCCUGAUUCUACUGAUGGUUCUCUGCAAUUCCCACCCGGAACGGAAGUUACCUCAAUUACUAUAAUACUUACACCGGAAAACAAUUCAUUACCAAUGGAAAUUGAUGUCAGUAUCCAUGCUUGUUUCGAAGUUACAACUGGAACAACAGGAAUAACAUCAACUGUUUGUGCCGAGGUUAAAGGUAUGGAGGACCCUGCUAUUAUUCCAACUUCCAGUAUAACAGCACCAGGCGUUUCCAAUCCCGAAAACCUUAGACCAGGAACUGCAACCACAGCUACAUUCCCUGCCCAAACUUCGCCAAUUAGUGUAACAAUCGAUUUGGCACCCAUCACUGAUGAAACGGUAGAAAUUAAAUCAGUGGAACUUGUAUCACCACAGAAUGUAGGAUCUAUCAGGGUAUUUGUAAUUGCAACUGGUGGUUCAGAAACAGAAGCAACUUAUUUGACUGUAACUGAUUUAUCAGCACCCACUCCUAAAGCUACCUUCCCUGCUGGUACGGAAGCUGCAAAAAUCAGAGUCGAAGUAACCCAAACCAAUAACGAUUCCGAAACUAGUUUCUCUCUUGAUGUAAGAGCAUGUUUCGAAGAAACAAGUGUGUUCGGCACAUCACCCACUGAAGCAGGAACAUCGCCCACUGAAGCAGGAACAUCUCCUACAGUUGGAACAACUACACCACGGUGUCUCGUGACAGAAGGAAUGGCAAGUCCAACAGUUAUACCAGCUGAAUACCUUGAACAACCAUCUGGAUUCCCAUCGACAGAUGAUCCAGAGAAUCUGAGACCAGGUGGUGAUCAAUUUACAAUUAACCCAUCGGAUGCUCCUACCAACGUCACAUUUAAACUUACUGAUGAUGUUGAGCCCGUUGAUCUGUCAGAAGUAAAACUUCCUGCCAAUGACAAUGUGCAAACAUUUAGAGUAUUUGGACGAACGGGACCUUCAGCACCAUGGACACUACUUGAAUCUACUGAUGUAAGUACAUGGUCAUGGUCAAACCAAUACAAUUUUUUCUUUUCAAUUUAUAAGAAUGAUACCACUGAUGAUUCUCUUAAAUUCCCACCUGAAGUCGUUGUCACAGAGAUUAUGGUUGAAAUAACACCAACGGAUUCGGACAAACCAGUGACGAUUGAUGUUAGUGUGCACGCCUGUUUUGUAGUUACAACUGGCACAGAAGGAACAUCACCAACAGCACCCGAAACUUCGCCAACUGCACCCGGAACUUUGCCAACUGCGCCGGAACCACCAGGAACUUCCCCAACUGCACCCGGAACUUCCCCAACUGCACCCGGAACUUCACCGACUGCGCCUGGAACUUCUCCCACAGUUGGAACAAAAACACCACGAUUUUGUGCCGAGGUUAAAGGUAUGGAGGACCCUGCUAUUAUACCCGCUUCCAGUAUAACAGCACCGGGCGUUUCCAAUCCCGAAAACCUUAGACCAGGAAGUGCAACCACAGCUACUUUCCCUGCCCAAUCUUCACCAAUUAGUGUAACAAUCGAUUUGACACCCAUCACUGAUGAAACGGUAGAAAUUAAAUCAGUGGAACUUGUAUCACCACAGAAUGUAGGAUCUAUCAGGGUAUUUGUAAUUGCAACUGGUGGUUCAGAAACAGAAGCAACUUAUUUGACUGCAACUGAUUUAUCAGCACCCAUUCCUAAAGCUACCUUCCCUGCUGGUACGGAAGCUGCACAAAUCAGAGUCGAAGUAACCCAAACCAAUAACGAUUCCGAAACAAGUUUCUCUCUUGAUGUUAGAGCAUGUUUCGAAGAAACAAGUGUGUCCGGCACAUCACCCACUGAAGCAGGAACAUCACCCACUGAAGCAGGAACAUCUCCUACAGUUGGAACAACUACACCACGGUGUCUUGUGACAGAAGGAAUGGCAAGUCCAACAGUUAUACCAGCUGAAUACCUUGAACAACCAUCUGGAUUCCCAUCGACAGAUGAUCCAGAGAAUCUGAGACCAGGUGGUGAUCAAUUUACAAUUAACCCAUCGGAUGCUCCUACCAACGUCACAUUUAAACUUACUGAUGAUGUUGAGCCCGUUGAUCUGUCAGAAGUAAAACUUCCUGCCAAUGACAAUGUGCAAACAUUUAGAGUAUUUGGACGAACGGGACCUUCAGCACCAUGGACACUACUUGAAUCUACUGAUAAUGAUACCACUGAUGAUUCUCUUAAAUUCCCACCUGAAGUCGUUGUCACAGAGAUUAUGGUUGAAAUAACACCAACGGAUUCGGACAAACCAGUGACGAUUGAUGUUAGUGUGCACGCCUGUUUUGUAGUUACAACUGGCACAGAAGGAACAUCACCAACAGCACCCGAAACUUCGCCAACUGCACCCGGAACUUCGCCAACUGCGCCGGAACCACCAGGAACUUCCCCAACUGCACCCGGAACUUCCCCAACUGCACCCGGAACUUCACCGACUGCGCCUGGAACUUCUCCCACAGUUGGAACAAAAACACCACGAUUUUGUGCCGAGGUUAAAGGUAUGGAGGACCCUGCUAUUAUACCCGCUUCCAGUAUAACAGCACCGGGCGUUUCCAAUCCCGAAAACCUUAGACCAGGAAGUGCAACCACAGCUACUUUCCCUGCCCAAUCUUCACCAAUUAGUGUAACAAUCGAUUUGGCACCCAUCACUGAUGAAACGGUAGAAAUUAAAUCAGUGGAACUUGUAUCACCACAGAAUGUAGGAUCUAUCAGGGUAUUUGUAAUUGCAACUGGUGGUUCAGAAACAGAAGCAACUUAUUUGACUGCAACUGAUUUAUCAGCACCCAUUCCUAAAGCUACCUUCCCUGCUGGUACGGAAGCUGCACAAAUCAGAGUCGAAGUAACCCAAACCAAUAACGAUUCCGAAACAAGUUUCUCUCUUGAUGUUAGAGCAUGUUUCGAAGAAACAAGUGUGUCCGGCACAUCACCCACUGAAGCAGGAACAUCACCCACUGAAGCAGGAACAUCUCCUACAGUUGGAACAACUACACCACGGUGUCUUGUGACAGAAGGAAUGGCAAGUCCAACAGUUAUACCAGCUGCAUACCUUGAACAACCAUCUGGAUUCCCAUCGACAGAUGAUCCAGAGAAUCUGAGACCAGGUGGUGAUCAAUUUACAAUUAACCCAUCGGAUGCUCCUACCAACGUCACAUUUAAACUUACUGAUGAUGUUGAGCCCGUUGAUCUGUCAGAAGUAAAACUUCCUGCCAAUGACAAUGUGCAAACAUUUAGAGUAUUUGGACGAACGGGACCUUCAGCACCAUGGACACUACUUGAAUCUACUGAUAAUGAUACCACUGAUGAUUCUCUUAAAUUCCCACCUGAAGUCGUUGUCACAGAGAUUAUGGUUGAAAUAACACCAACGGAUUCGGACAAACCAGUGACGAUUGAUGUUAGUGUGCACGCCUGUUUUGUAGUUACAACUGGCACAGAAGGAACAUCACCAACAGCACCCGAAACUUCGCCAACUGCACCCGGAACUUCGCCAACUGCGCCGGAACCACCAGGAACUUCCCCAACUGCACCCGGAACUUCCCCAACUGCACCCGGAACUUCACCGACUGCGCCUGGAACUUCUCCCACAGUUGGAACAAAAACACCACGAUUUUGUGCCGAGGUUAAAGGUAUGGAGGACCCUGCUAUUAUACCCGCUUCCAGUAUAACAGCACCGGGCGUUUCCAAUCCCGAAAACCUUAGACCAGGAAGUGCAACCACAGCUACUUUCCCUGCCCAAUCUUCACCAAUUAGUGUAACAAUCGAUUUGGCACCCAUCACUGAUGAAACGGUAGAAAUUAAAUCAGUGGAACUUGUAUCACCACAGAAUGUAGGAUCUAUCAGGGUAUUUGUAAUUGCAACUGGUGGUUCAGAAACAGAAGCAACUUAUUUGACUGCAACUGAUUUAUCAGCACCCAUUCCUAAAGCUACCUUCCCUGCUGGUACGGAAGCUGCACAAAUCAGAGUCGAAGUAACCCAAACCAAUAACGAUUCCGAAACAAGUUUCUCUCUUGAUGUUAGAGCAUGUUUCGAAGAAACAAGUGUGUCCGGCACAUCACCCACUGAAGCAGGAACAUCACCCACUGAAGCAGGAACAUCUCCUACAGAUAAAUCUAGAUACUUGGAACAACUACACCACGGUGUCUUGUGA
Molecule: messenger RNA, 12147 nt
Organism: Patella vulgata (common limpet)
Lineage: Eukaryota; Metazoa; Mollusca; Gastropoda; Patellidae
Product: mucin-2-like
Exons: 93
Coding region: 124-12147 (4007 amino acids)
Cellular component (GO): extracellular matrix
Molecular function (GO): protein binding
Source: RefSeq, a predicted model, not a curated record